Messenger RNA from Hansenula anomala, 1116 nucleotides. It is a transcript of the gene GLN1, whose product is annotated as glutamate--ammonia ligase. Bases 1 to 1116 code for a protein of 371 amino acids. The transcript has a single exon. Gene Ontology annotation, cellular component: cytoplasm. The record is from RefSeq and is a predicted model, not a curated record. Gene Ontology annotation, molecular function: glutamine synthetase activity. NCBI's taxonomy places the organism in Eukaryota, Fungi, Ascomycota, Saccharomycetes, Phaffomycetales, Wickerhamomycetaceae.
AUGUCUGAAACUACUGAAAACACAGCUACCUUACAAAAAUACCUUACCCUUGAUCAAAGAGGUAAAAUCCUUGCUGAAUAUAUCUGGAUUGAUGGUUCAGGUUCAAUUCGUUCAAAAGGUCGUACUUUAAACAAGAAAAUUUCAUCUGUUGAUGAUUUACCUGAAUGGAACUUUGAUGGUUCUUCAACUAAUCAAGCCCCAGGUCAUGAUUCUGAUGUUUACCUAAGACCUGUUGCUUAUUAUCCAGAUCCUUUUAGACGUGGUGAUAACGUUAUUGUUUUAGCUGAAUGUUGGAAUAAUGAUGGUACUCCAAAUAAAUUCAAUCAUCGUCAUGAAUGUGCUAAAUUAAUGGCUGCUCAUAAAUCUCAAAAAGUUUGGUUUGGUUUAGAACAAGAAUAUACUUUAUUUGAUCAAUAUGAUAACGUUUAUGGAUGGCCAAAAGGUGGGUUCCCAGCUCCUCAAGGUCCUUAUUAUUGUGGUGUUGGUUCCGGUAAAGUUUAUGCUCGUGAUGUUAUCGAGGCCCAUUAUAGAGCUUGUCUUUAUGCUGGUAUUGAAAUCUCUGGUAUUAAUGCCGAAGUUAUGCCAUCUCAAUGGGAAUUCCAAGUUGGUCCUUGUGAAGGUAUUGAAAUGGGGGAUCAAUUAUGGGUUGCUCGUUAUUUAUUACAUCGUGUUGCUGAAGAAUUUGGUGUUAAGAUCUCUUUCCAUCCAAAACCUUUGAAAGGUGAUUGGAAUGGUGCUGGUUGUCAUACUAAUGUUUCUACUGAAUCAAUGAGACAACCAGGUGGUAUUAAAUAUAUUGAUGAUGCUAUUGAAAAAUUGGCCAAACGUCAUAAAGAACAUAUCUUGUUGUAUGGUUCUGAUAAUGAUCAAAGAUUAACUGGUCGUCAUGAAACUGCUUCAAUGACUUCGUUCUCUUCAGGUGUUGCUAAUAGAGGUGCUUCUAUUAGAAUCCCAAGAUCUGUCGCUAAAGAAGGUUAUGGUUAUUUCGAAGAUCGUCGUCCUGCUUCAAAUAUUGAUCCUUAUUUAGUUACUGGUAUUAUUGUCGAAACUAUUAUUGGUGAAAUUGCUGAUGCUGAUAUGUCUAAAGAAUUCCAAAGAGAAUUGAGUGAUUUUUAG